Messenger RNA from Coregonus clupeaformis (lake whitefish), 4216 nucleotides. Its product is annotated as myeloid-associated differentiation marker-like protein 2. The transcript has a single exon. Lineage: Eukaryota; Metazoa; Chordata; Actinopteri; Salmoniformes; Salmonidae. Bases 834 to 1757 code for a protein of 307 amino acids. Gene Ontology annotation, cellular component: membrane. The record is from RefSeq and is a predicted model, not a curated record.
UACUUGAGUCAUUUUCUAUAAAGAUGUCUUUACUUUUACUCAAGUAUGACAAUUGGGUACUUUUUCCACCACUGAGGGUAAUGUUAUAUCUUGCCACCGUCAAUCUCGAUCUGUGACUUGAUUAUUGAUACAAGCAUCUGUAAGAAACUAGACAGAUCACUUGGGUCAACAUUCAAUUAUUACCGCUAGAGAAACAAAGAAGUUACAAGAUUUUAUGUUAUUUGAGAAUCAAAAAUGGCUAAAAUGUUGAUAGGGACAAUGAAAUCAGCACUGCUCAAUGCCUUUUGAAAGUGACUUGUUUCGGCUCUGACUGUGUUGUAAGUUGAACACCACUGUGGCCGACUGUAACCUGAUCUCCAACACACUGCUGUAAUUACAAGGUGCACGCAGGGAAACAUAGAGAGAGAUUUGUAAUUAGACCUGUCUAUAAAAAGAGCCAGGCAAAGGGCGAGGUCCCCAUACAGAGAGAGAGAGAGAAAAGGGGCGAGAGACAGGCCAAGGACACCCAGCUUGAAGGGAGAGAGGGAGGCUGCUUGGAGCCAUAGGAAGGAGGCUUCCUGGAGGCAUUGUACACAGACCCAGACAGCAAGAACACCCAGCCUGAAGGGAAGGAGGCUGCCUGGAGGCAUAGGAAGGAGGCUGCCUGGAGGCAAAGGAAGGAGACUGCCUGGAGGCAUAGGAAGGAGGCUGCCUGGCAUUGUUGAGAAUAAGUGACACCCAGACCCAGACAGCAAAGACACCUAACCUGAAGGGAAGGAAGCUGCCUGGAGGCAUCACUGGGAAGAAGAGACACCCAGACAGCUUUCGGCAGCCAGGGGACAGGAGGUGUGACCAUGGACCCCCAAGGCGGACACUACCUGAACAAGGCGGCGGUGCUGUCUCCUCUAGGAGCGGCCCGUAUGCUCCAGCUCCUCCUGGGCUGCACCAUCAUAGCCCUGGUGGCCCACAGCGCCGGCUACAACCACGCCUAUGGCAUCUACUGCAUGUUUGUGUGGUGCUUCUGCUUCGCCAUGACCCUGCUGGUGUUCACUAUGGAUGUGACACGCCUCCCCUGCUGCAUGCCCAUCUCCUGGGACAACCUCACCGUGGCGUUCGCCAUGCUUGCCACACUCAUGUAUGUCACCGCCUCCGUCGUCUACCCCGUCUACUUCCUGCGCUCCCAGUGCUCCAAGUCCGACGGGGGCUGCGAGGUGCGCAACUACCGCAUCGCUGUCACCGUCUGCUCUAGUUUCUGCUGCUUCGCCUACGCGGCUGAGGUGUUCCUGACCCGGGCCAAACCGGGCCAUGUGGUGGGCUACAUGGCCACCAUGUCAGGCCUGCUCAAGGUGGUCCAGGCCUUCGUGGCCUGCAUUAUAUUCGGGGCCCUGGCCAACGGCAGCGAGUAUAACCGCCACAUCCCCACUCAUUACUGCGUGGUGGUCUACAGCCUGUGCUUCUCCAUCACCGUGGUCGUGAUCGCUGUGACCGUGUCGGGAAAAGCCUCGGCUCUGCCCCUGCGUUUCCCCUUCGACCGCUUUGUGAUCAUUUACACCUUCCUGGCGACGCUGCUGUACCUGAGUGCUGCCCUGGUGUGGCCCAUCUUCAGCUUCGACAGGAAGUAUGGCACGCCAGGUCGCCCCGAUGGCUGUCCCUGGGAGAACUGUCCCUGGGACAGCAAGCUGGUGGUGGCGGUGUUCACCCAUGUCAACAUGGUGCUGUACUUCAGUGACCUAAUCUACUCCCAGAGGAUCCGCUUUGUCUCCCACUCUGCUGCCUGAGGACCCCUCCACCCCCCUCACUCCAUUCUGCUGCUUGAGGACCCCUUCAUCCUCCUCACUCCACUCUGCUGCCUGAGGACCCCUCCACCCCCCUCACUCCACUCUGCUGCCUGAGGACCCCUCCACCCUCCUCACUCCACUCUGCUGCCUGAGGACCCCUCCACCCUCCUCACUCCACUCUGCUGCCUGAGGACCCCUCCACCCUCCUCACUCCACUCUGCUGCCUGAGGACCCCUCCACCCUCCUCACUCCACUCUGCUGCUUGAUGACCCCUUCACCCUCCUCACUCCACUCUGCUGCUUGAGGACCCCUCCACCCUCCUCACUCCACUCUGCUGCUUGAGGACCCCUCCACCCUCCUCACUCCACUCUGCUGCUUGAGGACCCCUCCACCCUCCUCACUCCACUCUGCUGCUUGAGGACCCCUUCACCCUCCUCACUCCACUCUGCUGCCUGAGGACCCCUCCACCCUCCUCACUACUGAGGACCCCUCUACCCUCCUCACUCCUGGGGUGAAUCUCAAACUUUUUUUCCUCGGUUCCUCAUGGGACACGACGUCUUCUCUCUUCGCCUGCAUAUCAAAACGUAUGAGGUAAGGGAGGAGAGCAUUGGGGAAGACAAGAGGAGAUACGAUCCUUGAAUGGACUUCUGCCUCACUCUGACGUUGUGAGAAGGAGGCGUGGAGAGGGGAGACAAGGAAUUGAGGGAAAUACUUUUGAGAUGCACCCCUGGCCCUCAGUGACAGACAGAGACCACACUGGAAAUGACACACAGCAUCUCCACUCAAGUGCCUCUGAAUGCCCCAUGCCUACUACAGAUUACAGAUCUCCUCAAUGAUGUCAUGCCUUUGUGCCUUUGUUAUGUCUUUCUUAACAUCAGUGUUGUGCCUUUCUUAACAUUAGUGUUAUGUCUUUCUUAACAUUAGUGUUAUGUCUUAACAUCAGUGCUGUGCCUUUCUUAACAUCAGUGUUAUGUCUUAACAUCAGUGCUGUGCCUUUCUUAACAUCAGUGUUAUGUCUUAACAUCAGUUCUGUGCCUUUCUUAACGUCAGUGUUGUGUCUUUCUUAACAUUAGUGUUGUGUCUUUCUUAACAUCAGCUUUAUGUCUUUCUUAACAUCAGUGUUGUGUCUUUCUUAAACAUCAGUGUUUUGUCUUUCUUAACAUCAGUGUUGUGUCUUUCUUAACAUCAGUGUUGUGUCUUUCUUAACGUCAGUGUUGUGUCUUUCUUAACAUCAGUGUUGUGCCUUUCUUAACAUCAGUGUUAUGUCUUAACAUCAGUUUUGUGUCUUUCUUAACAUCAGUGUUGUGUCUUUCUUAACAUCAGUGUUGUGUCUUUCUUAACAUCAGCGUUAUGUCUUUCUUAACAUCAGUGUUUUGUCUUUCUUAACAUCAGUGUUGCGUCUUUCUUAACAUCAGUGUUGUGUCUUUCUUAACAUCAGUUUUGUGUCUUUCUUAACAUCAGUGUUGUGCCUUUCUUAACGUCAGUGUUGUGUCUUUCUUAACAUUAGUGUUGUGUCUUUCUUAACAUCAGCGUUAUGUCUUUCUUAACAUCAGUGUUGUGUCUUUCUUAAACAUCAGUGUUUUGUCUUUCUUAACAUCAGUGUUGUGUCUUUCUUAACAUCAGUGUUGUGUCUUUCUUAACGUCAGUGUUGUGUCUUUCUUAACAUCAGUGUUGUGCCUUUCUUAACAUCAGUGUUAUGUCUUAACAUCAGUUUUGUGUCUUUCUUAACAUCAGUGUUGUGUCUUUCUUAACAUCAGUGUUGUGCCUUUCUUAACAUCAGUGUUAUGUCUUAACAUCAGUUUUGUGUCUUUCUUAACAUCAGUGCUGUGCCUUUCUUAACAUCAGUGUUGUGUCUUUCUUAACAUCAGUGUUAUGCCUUUCUUAACAUCAGUGCUGUGCCUUUCUUAACAUCAGUGUUAUGCCUUUCUUAACAUCAGUGUUGUGUCUUUCUUAACAUCAGUUUUGUGUCUUUCUUAACAUCAGUGUUGUGCCUUUCUUAACAUCAGUGUUAUGUCUUAACAUCAGUUUUGUGUCUUUCUUAACAUCAGUGCUGUGCCUUUCUUAACAUCAGUGUUGUGUCUUUCUUAACAUCAGUGUUAUGCCUUUCUUAACAUCAGUGCUGUGCCUUUCUUAACAUCAGUGUUAUGCCUUUCUUAACAUCAGUGUUGUGUCUUUCUUAACAUCAGUUUUGUGUCUUUCUUAACAUCAGUGUUGUGUCUUUCUUAACAUCAGUGUUAUGCCUUUCUUAACAUCAGUGCUGUGCCUUUCUUAACAUCAGUGUUAUGCCUUUCUUAACAUCAGUGUUAUGUCUUUCUUAACAUCAGUGUUGUGUCUUUCUUAACAUCAGUUCUGUGCCUUUCUUAACAUCAGUGUUAUGUGUUAACAUUAUUAUCAGUAUUACAGUGGCUUGCGAAAAUAUUCACCCCCCUUGGCAUUUUUCCUAUUUUGUUGCCUUACAA